AUGAGGCAUUUUUCGCAGUUCCCACAGACCGUCGACGUGUACUGCAAGCACUCAGAGGUGAUUGAUCCCAUAACCGACGACACCGUGCCAAAAUUGCCUACGAGUCUCUCUAACUCCGGGAUGGACUGCACAGUGGUUGAGAUAGAUACCCCGGCGCCUAUAUCGCCUACGCAUACUACCAUCACAGCACAGGAGGCUCCAAUCGAGGACCCAUCACCUCUUAAUGGAGAAGAGCGCCCCUUGUCCCCAGAAGCUGGAGAAGGCGAUACGAAUGGCGUUGAUAGUGACAUGAACUCCGUUUCCGAUUCCGACGAUGAUGACCCCUCCGUGAAAAAUGUUCUCAAGAAAUACAAGGAAGCAAAAAAGUACUUCGUUGAAAGCAAUGGUAUAAUAUACGUGCCAAACGCCCAGUGGUCUGGAUUUCAGGAUUAUUGUGCUGGAUGUCACCUUUAUGUUGCCUCAGACGUGCCACAUGUUGGCGGGGAGGCAGGCAAAUCAACCUGCAAAACAAUUCCGGAACGGCUGCCACAUCAACGGUCGAUAAAAAGUGAACACAGUGACGAACGGAUACAGAGAUCUUUUCUCCCACCCCGAGUCAAGAUUGUUAACAGGGCUCUUCAAAUGGCUCUGGAGGAGGUUGUCGGUAUUUACAAUUCCAAUAAUGACCAUGUGGCUCCGUAUCGCGCCAUCGUUCCAUACCAUGAAGAAAUCCGCAGGUUACUGCUUCAAAAAGAACAAGAAUUCUCCAAACUCGCUAUGAUAUAUCCAGACGAUCCAGCCGUAAGACGCACACACUCCUGGCUCCCGGAACCCUUCUCGUACUAUACAAUGCAUUUAUCUUCAGUACACCCUCCCGAUGAUCCCGUAGCAGAUGGCACCUACCCAGGAGGCAGGGAUGAUGUGCUGCGUGCCAGAACUCUGCUAGAUGGUCUGAGAACCCUUAUUCACUUUCUAGAUUGUGACCUCGGGGAUUUGGUAAGAGCACGCCAGCAGAUCGUCAAGGGAACGCUGGAGCGCAUCCCCUUUCCAUACCUCUGGCAUCUGUACUAUCCGGGUCAGGUAAUCGUCACCAAGAAGCCCAAGUAUCAGGCCUACCGGGUAUUACAGGUAUGUGGAGGAAGAAGGGCAGCAGGAGUCGAGGCAUUCAAGGCAGCGUCUUCCAGGAAAUCUUCAAACCUGGUCAUCGACUGCUUUUGUCUUGACUUUGACGGUAAACAUAUUAGGGCGCUCCCUAAAAUCAUAUCCAUCAGACCAUAUGAUGGCCAGCUACCUAUCACAGCAUUGGAGGCCUAUCCACUAGAGUUUGAACCGCAAGUUCGUGAAAUCCUUGUACAACGAGGUAGAAAAUUCGUCGACUUGGCGGGAGUAUCUCACAGAAGAUAUAAGGGAUUGAAUUUGCGCGAAAGCGAUUUCAACAAGUACGAAGAGAUCGAUAGUGAUGUGAUUAUCGACUUCGAGCUCGCUUUGCGGAGUAAGGAGGUGGCAACGAAUCUCCCAGAUUACGGUGGUGGUGUGAUCUUCGAGCCGACAGAAGAAAAUCCCGACGAAACGCGUGACCAGGACUGCGACUUUGAUAACAAGGAUCUUUUGAACAAGUUGCGGUUCGAUUUCAUCCAGAAUACAUCACUCCUUGAGGAUCAAGAUCUUGAAGCCUUAUCAGACGAUAGCUUAAUGCUUCUCCCGCCCAGGGUCUAUGGAUAUGUCCUCCUCAGUCGAGCUUGGCAUCCAUUGGACAUUGACUUAAUUACGGAGAUUAAUGUGAUCGGCGGAAACCAACCUGAUCCCUUUGAUGACCUUGUUUUGCCUGAGAAGCAUCGUGAUAUUGUGCGAGCACUGGUUAAGACCCACGCUCGCGCACGAGGCACUUUGGGAAGCACAGAAAUGGCUAAUUCGCUUGUAAAGCGUGAAUUUGACAUUGUGAAAGGAAAAGGACGGGGGCUAAUUAUCCUCCUUCAUGGAGCGCCGGGAGUUGGCAAAACGUCCACCGCGGAAUGCGUCGCUGCCCACACUGGUCGCCCCUUAUUUCCAAUCACUUGCGGUGAUCUUGGUGGGGACAGUGCCCAGGAGGUCGAAGCUAACCUUGAACGGUUUUUCGACAUGGCCAGAAAAUGGGGCUGUGUUUUACUGCUCGAUGAGGCAGAUGUCUUCCUCGGUGAACGCAUUAAAGGAGAUAUCAGGCAAAACAGCCUGGUGUCGGUGUUUUUGCGAGUGCUGGAAUGUUACUCAGGAAUCCUGAUCCUGACAACUAAUCGGGUAGGCGACUUCGAUGAAGCCGCCACAUCACGCAUCCAUUGCGCCUUGUAUUACCCUCCUUUGGACCGCAAGCGAACUCUUGAAGUAUGGAGAAAAGGGAUCGGCCGCCUGAGGCUCCAAAAUGGCAGUUGCCCGAUACCAGUCAAGUUUGAUAGGAAAGAAAUUCUGGAUUUUGCCCGACGCCUCUGGAAAGACGGCUACCGUUGGAACGGCCGACAGAUCAAAAACGCCUUACAAACGGCGGUCGCACUGGCUGAAUGGGACAAGAUCAAAGAUAACCCCGAUAGCGAGGCAUGUCCGGAGCUGAAAGUCGAGCAUCUCGACACUGUGGCCAAAGCCAAUGCCCAUUUCGAGUCAUAUCUGACCCAGGUUCGGACCUCCGAUGAUACACGGGCAAAGUAUAAUGCCCUUCGCCGGGACGACCUCACCGAGAAAAUCCCUGAUACCCCCUCCCGACGGAAACAAGCCACGCCCAAAUUGUCUAAGAAGAAAAUGCGAUGGCCAACUUUGAGUAACGAUGAAGAUGAGUCCGAAGAGGAGACAGAAACCAGUGACAGUGAGAGAUCUAGUCAGGAGAACAGUGAAAGUGAUUCCGAGCCUAUGGUGGUCCAGCCGUCUAAGAAAUCAAGAUCACACCAGAAGAAGAAGGGUAAAGAUGGCGAGAAGGAUCAAUCAAAAGGAAGAGAGGGCUCCAAGAAAGCAGGUAAAUCGAGAACCAAGUCUUCAUCGAAGAAGUCCAAGAAAGAGCCGCCGCAAGAGUCUUCCUCAUCUUCUGAAUCGGGGAGUGGCAGUGAUGAGCAGUGAUCGCAUGUCUUGUACUGCUUUAUUUGCUUCAUGAGUAACCUUCAGCUAUCAAAAGCUCCUUCAGCUAUCGUGGCCUUACCAAGUACUCACAAGAAAGCUGAGAAAUCGACAUGUAUUGGACAUGACUCGUCUGGCCUGGGCUACUAGGUAGGAUACAAUGAACGAAGCAGUACUUCUAAGACAUGUUUCAUAACCAGAAGUUCUCCAAAACCAAUUAUAUUCAAUCUGCCAAAG
This is a messenger RNA of Aspergillus piperis CBS 112811, 3291 nucleotides long. Its product is annotated as ATP-binding protein. Gene Ontology annotation, molecular function: ATP binding; ATP hydrolysis activity. NCBI's taxonomy places the organism in Eukaryota, Fungi, Ascomycota, Eurotiomycetes, Eurotiales, Aspergillaceae. The transcript has 6 exons. The coding region runs from base 1 to 3057 and encodes 1018 amino acids. The record is from RefSeq and is a predicted model, not a curated record.